Messenger RNA from Psilocybe cubensis, 2370 nucleotides. RefSeq lists its product as uncharacterized. Bases 1 to 2370 code for a protein of 789 amino acids. NCBI's taxonomy places the organism in Eukaryota, Fungi, Basidiomycota, Agaricomycetes, Agaricales, Agrocybaceae. The record is from RefSeq and is a predicted model, not a curated record. The transcript is spliced from 11 exons.
AUGCCACACUGGGCUCGACCUUCGUUUCCUCUCUGGGAAGAUGACCCAGUCUCGUCAGAAUCCUUGCCAUCACCCCAGAGACCCGAACGUUCAAAUGUGUCCGCCGUGAAUACGGAUGAAGAGCGCGGGAUGAGUGUUGACAGGGAUCACUCCGAGGAAGAAGAAGUUGUGGAAGCGCUCAACGAAAACGACGAAGUCGACGUCAGAUCCAUAUUGCGCGCAUACCUCAUAUACAAGAAACUUAUCAAGCAUAACGCGAAAGAUCCCCGUAAAAAUGAUGCUUACGGCGUCCCGAUCCCAUCCUACCCACCAUCUCCUGAGGAAUCUGUCGUCAAGUUGUACAUUGAAAUGCAAACAAGCACAGGCCCCGAUCCGAAAAACCUGUUACUACUCUGGUCGAGUCCCAUGUCGCACCCAUGGAAUCAACAGGUACUCAACCUUCUUCUUGACGACCUUUCAAACUACGUCAAGGAUAAAGCACUACUCCAGCUGACUCAGCUCGCUGAAAGGAGCAUCGGGGCCGACACAGACGUGUUGGAACUCUUUGACGGGAUUGUAUCCCCUGCUAGUGUCAAGCAUAUACUGGAGAAGAAGCUGGAUAACUGUCGACAAAGAAUACAGACUAGUAUGAGGAAGGUAUACAGAAUGCAGAGGCCGACAGAUACAUCUACCCCGCUGACAGAUAAUGAAAUACGCGCUGAGAUGUGCAAAGGGAACCUUGAGCUCGCUCAAACCAACCGGCGAAGAGAGCGAAGGAAUUUAAGAUAUAUUCGUCGAUAUGAGAUUAUUGAAGAGCAGUUAAUGCUCGCAGUAGACGAUGACGCCCGUGAUUUUUGGAGGUCAAUUCAAGCGUUAUAUACCCACUUCACCCAUAAGGACACAAGCUCCGACGAAUCUGAGGGAGAAUGUCGUCCCCCGUUGGUAAAAAGAGUAAGGCGGAUUAGACGGGGUUGGAUAUCACCAUCUGUAUCUGCGGUGUUUCAUUUUGUUGACAAACAUUAUACUCCAGAAUACAUCACCGGGAUGAAAAAGCGCGGAGCAGCGCCUCUGCCUCGAGAGGUAGAGUCAGACAAGGUCGAUGAACGUUCAAAGCCGACCCCUGAGCUUCCUAUAAAUUUUUAUUCGUCCGAUCUACCACCUCUAGUCCUCAAAGCAUUGCGGCCAAGACCAAAAUUUCCAAUUCCCAAAGUAGUAGACAAUCUAGAUACUGGAAUCAAGACGGGGUUUGGUGGUGCUGACGGUCAUCUAGGUCAUAUAUUUUGCGAAGGCUGUCUGAGAAAUCAUUGGGUCCACAAUGCUACUGCUUCACGAAGCCUGUUAUGUCCUGCCUGUCGCGAUGAAAUCAUUCAACCGAGAGAGUCUGUGGACUGUAUCCGGAAGGUGUUCAUUAUAUCCACAGAUUCUGUGGCCAAUUCACAUACGGCACAGGAGGAAACUCGCUUCUUGCGCGAAACUCUGGAGAAAAUAAAAGAGGAGAAGGAAUUAGUUCUCCAAGAGCUGGCUUCCGCUCGUACUGAACAGGCCCUCACAAACCAAAGGUUAAAAGAUAACCUUUUCAUCGCGAAGCUAAAAGACGCCCAAAUACAGCAGAUUCAGCACCAACUGGAACAAGCUCACGAUGCAUUGAAUCGUAGUUCAUUGGAGACAGCUACACGCGAAGCUCACGCAAACAACGAAAUCAGGAAGCUGCGACAGGAAAAUGCAACACAUAAGGCAGUCAUUGAAGAGAUAAAAGGUAAAAACAAGGGUCUCGAGAGCGUGAUCGAGGAUCUGCACAAGAAAAUAAAGGACCAGCAGAUUCACAUUGCUAAUAUGCAAAAAAACGAGGGAGGGAGGGACACUGGUGGGCUAAGGACCUCCCAUAUCAAGAAAGGGUGUCCGAUUGAAGGGGGGCACGAUCUCCCAGAUGUAAAACGUAGGCUUGAUUUUUGUCAGCCAGGAACACCCACUUCUCCGACCCUCAUUUCAAGGAGCGCAACAGAUGCAAGCUCAGCAUUGGAAGAUGCGGCCCAUCCGGAUAUGGGUACCCGAGAGAACAUGCGGUCCCAGAUUGCAUCCCAGAACGCAACGGAUGUCACCAAUUUUCUGGAGCUGGAAGUAACGCCCACUACAGACAAUUCACAUGCAUGUAUUGCCAUUUUUGGUGCAGGGAACCACAACCCAACAACAAAGGUAUUGAGCAAUCCGGGAACUGGUCCAACUUUGUCGAGCACGUAUUCGUUGCCUCGUGCUGGUGAAUCCUCGAAUGAUCCACAGAUGGCCACCACCCUUUCAUCGAGCGGGGAUGCGCAAGUGACACAGAAAAGACGAGCACAGAAAAAAAACCUCGUGGGGCACGCGAAGGAGGCGCAAGGGACAUACGGGAAAUAG